Molecule: messenger RNA, 1503 nt
Organism: Ilex paraguariensis (yerba mate)
Lineage: Eukaryota; Viridiplantae; Streptophyta; Magnoliopsida; Aquifoliales; Aquifoliaceae
Source: the annotation of a GenBank genome assembly
AUGCCAACCAUCGUCGCACAUCACUCGUCUCCGAUGGCAGUAGAAACCCAAAAACCCGGGGAGAUCCGGUCCAAAGGAUGUUCCACUCCUCAGAAACGGAGAUUAAGAUCCGAUUCGGAUCGAAAGGACAGUCCGAUAUCUUUUACUCAAUUGCCGAUGCAUUGUUCUCCGAUGAAGUGGAAGUCGCCUCGCCGUUGCGGCACUGAUAGCCCAAGAACUCCGGGAAAUGGAAUCGAGGAAAAUUCGGGAGAUGCAAUGUUGAGUGCAGUGAAGGAGGCAUUGCACGUUUCAAUGGCGCCAUCUACAGUUGUGUGCCGGGAAGAUGAGCAGAGUAGGGUUUUGGAAUUCUGCAAGCAAUGCAUAGAGCAAGAGAAGGCGGGCAGUUUGUAUGUUUGUGGAUGCCCUGGCACUGGAAAAUCGCUUUUGAUGGAAAAGGUUAAGGAGGCUUUGUUUGAUUGGGCAAAGGAGGUACAUUUUCAGCCACCGGAUGUAGCAUCCAUUAAUUGUACGUCUCUUACCAACACUGCUGAGAUUUUCAGCAAGAUACUUGGAAAUAAUCAACCGCCGAAGAAAACCAGUUGUUCUAAAUCGCCUUUACACCAUCUCCAAAGCUUGUAUUCUCAAAAGCAGCCAUCAACUGGCACAAAGAUGAUGCUGAUUAUUGCUGAUGAGUUAGAUUUUUUGAUUACCAAAGACCGGACAGUGCUUCAUGAUCUUUUCAUGCUAACAACGUUUCCAUUCUCCAGAUGUAUCUUGAUAGGAAUAGCUAAUGCUAUUGACCUGGCAGAUAGAUUUCUUCCAAAACUGCAGUCUUUGAAUUGCAAGCCCAUGGUUAUAACUUUCCGAUCCUACUCCAAGGGUGAGAUCAUCAUGAUUCUUCAACAGAGACUUAAGGCACUUCCUUACACUGUCUUCCAGCCACAAGCAUUGGAACUCUGUGCUAGGAAAGUAGCUGCUGCAUCUGGAGAUAUGAGGAAAGCUCUUUGUGUUUGCAGGAGUGCUAUUGAGAUGUUAGAAGCCGAGCUAAGAGAAUCUACCAGCAAUCUGAAUUUGUUACAAUUGGAGAGGGGGUUUUCUAAUCACCAGACCAUUGGUGCAUGUGAAAUUUCAACAAAGCAAGAAAAAAAUAUUGUGAGAGUUGAUCAUAUGGCUAUUGCUUUGUCUAAGGCAUACAGAUCGCCAAUACUGGACACUAUACAAUCCCUCCCACAUCAUCAACAGAUUAUACUGUGCUCAGCUGUGAAGCUUUUUCGCAUGGGAAGGAAGGAUACAACUGUGGGGGAGCUGAGUAAAUAUUACAUAGACAUCUGUAAAUCAACAUUAAUCCCACCGGUUGGAAUUAUGGAGCUUUCAACCAUGUGCCAAGUGCUAGGUGACCAGGGGCUUCUUAAAUUGGGCCAAUCGCGAGAAGAUAAAGUAAGAAGAGUCACCCUUAAUAUAAAUGAAGCCGAUAUUACUUUUGCAUUGCAGGGUGUUCGUUUCUUUCGGAAUUGUCUUCAGUAA